AUGGUGCUCAUAUACAUAGAUGACAUAAUUGUCACUGGCAGCAACUCUGGGAAAUUGCAGAAAUUCACCUCAAGACUAAAUGACAUGUUUGCCUUGAAAGACCUCGGUCCCCUUCAUUACUUUCUAGGAAUCGAGGUCCAUAGAGAUGAAACAGGUCUAUAUUUGAAUCAAGGAAAAUACAUAAAAGAACUCCUCACUCGAACUGGAAUGCUACACUUAAAACCAUGUUCAACACCAAUGACAGCUGACAAGGCAUUGUCAAAGACAGAUGGAGAGCUCCUGGAAAACCCCACAUCAUAUAGAAGCAUCAUUGGUGGACUUCAAUACCUCACUCACACCAGGCUAGACUUAUCUUUUGCAGUAAAAAAAUUAAGUCGAUAUCUACAAGCUCCUACAACAGCUCACUGGAGUGCGGCAAAAAGGAUAUUGCGAUACCUGAAAGGUACCAUACAUUCUGGUCUGCAUAUCAAGUACUCAGACCAACUUGAUAUAACUGGAUAUUCGGAUGCGGAUUGGGCGUGUUGCCCGGAUGAUAGAAAAAGUGUAGCUGGAUACUGUGUCUAUUUGGGGGAUACCUUGGUGUCGUGGUCAUCUAAAAAGCAACCGGUUGUGUCACGGUCCAAUACCGAAUCAAAGUAUAGAGCAUUGGCUAAUGUGGUUGCUGAGAUUGUGUGGAUCCAGUCAUUGCUAAAAGAAUUUGCUUUUUCAUUGCAGAGGACUCCUAUAAGUUGGUGUGAUAACAUGGGGGCUAGUGCACUUGCUGCAAACCCCAUCUAUCAUGCUAGAACUAAGCAUAUCGAGAUGGAUGUACACUUAGUGAGAGACAAAGUUUUGAAGAAGGAGUUAGAGAUCACAUAUAUACCAUCCCACGAUCAAAUUGCAGAUUGUCUAACAAAGAGUCUCACUCAUCAUCGGUUUCAUUUUCUCAGUGACAAACUUGGUGUGGUUGAAACCCCACUUAGUUUGAGAAGGGGUGAUAGGAAAAUGAAUUAA
This is a messenger RNA of Humulus lupulus (European hop), 993 nucleotides long. RefSeq lists its product as uncharacterized. The record is from RefSeq and is a predicted model, not a curated record. The transcript has a single exon. NCBI's taxonomy places the organism in Eukaryota, Viridiplantae, Streptophyta, Magnoliopsida, Rosales, Cannabaceae. Bases 1 to 993 code for a protein of 330 amino acids.